Malurus melanocephalus (red-backed fairy wren) is the source of this 2182-nucleotide messenger RNA. RefSeq names its product telomerase reverse transcriptase (gene TERT). Gene Ontology annotation, cellular component: telomerase catalytic core complex. Gene Ontology annotation, biological process: telomere maintenance via telomerase. The record is from RefSeq and is a predicted model, not a curated record. Gene Ontology annotation, molecular function: telomeric repeat DNA binding; telomerase RNA binding. The transcript has 15 exons. NCBI's taxonomy places the organism in Eukaryota, Metazoa, Chordata, Aves, Passeriformes, Maluridae. The coding region runs from base 1 to 1791 and encodes 596 amino acids.
AUGUGCCGGUUCCUAAAAAACGUGAAAUUGUUCAUUUCCAWGGGGAAGUUGGGUAAUAUCUCGUUGCAGGAAUUGAUGUCGAGGAUGAGAGUGAAUGACUGCAUGUGGCUUCGUCUAAACGAAGGACUUGAAUUGCCUCACUUACUUCCCAGAAACCAUUUUGACAAAGUACAGCUACAGCCUCUGUCUUCAAAGGAGAUUGAAUCUAUCAGUAAACAAAAAAUUGUUCCUGUGGCAUCAAAGCUUCGCUUUAUUCCCAAACGAAAUGGGUUGAGACCCGUUGUAAAAGUGAGCGGCAUUGUGGAAGCACGAGCACUCAGCAAGGAAAGCAGACAAAAGAAGAUGAAUCAUUACACCUCUCAACUGAAAAGUCUGUUUAGUGUGUUAAAUUAUGAACGAACUGUGAACACCAGUUUUUUGGGCUCUUCAGUGUUUGGGAAAGAUGAUAUCUACAAGGUAUGGAAGCAGUUUGUUAGAAAGGUUCUUGCAUCUGGUGGUGAAAUUCCUCAUUUCUACUGUGUAAAGGCUGAUGUGUCCAGGGCUUUUGAUACCAUUCCUCACAAUAAACUUGUGGAAGUGAUUUCACGGGUGAUGAAGCCUGAGAAGAAAACUCAGUACUGCAUACGGCGCUAUGCUGUGAUUAUGGUUACCCCAAGUGGAAAACCCAGGAAGAGCUAUAGGAGACAUGUUUCUACUUUCAAGGACUUURUACCAGACAUGAAGCAGUUUGUGUCUCAUCUAAAUGCGAAGGACUCAUUGCAAAAUGCAAUAGUAGUGGAACAGAGCUUGACUUUCAAUGAGACAAGUUCCAGCAUGUUUAAGUUUUUCCUUCAUGUGAUACGUAACACCAUCCUGAAGAUUCGGAACAGGUACUACUUACAGUGUUGUGGAAUUCCACAGGGCUUCAUUUUGUCCUCCUUACUUUGCAACUUAUUCUAUGGAGACAUGGAAAACAAAUUGUUCAGUGGAAUACAGCAGGAUGGAGUCCUAAUACGUCUCAUUGAUGAUUUUUUGCUGCUUACACCAGAUUUAAUGAAGGCAAGAACUUUUGUGAGGACUCUAGCAGCAGGUAUUCCUGAGUACGGCCUUCUAAUAAACCAAAAGAAGACAGUGGUGAAUUUUUGUCUUGAUGGUAUCCCAAAAUGUUCCAAAUUUAAGCAGCUACCAGAUUGUCGUUUGGUCCCGUGGUGUGGUUUGUUACUAGAUAUAAAAACACUUCAGGUUUACUGCGAUUACUCCAGUUAUUCUUACACUUCUAUCAGAUCAAGUCUUACCUUCAAUUCCUCUACAACACCUGGGGAAAACAUGAAAUACAAACUGAAUGCAGUCCUCAAACUGAAAUGUCAUGGUUUAUUUCUUGAUUUUCAGAUCAACAGCCUUAGGACAGUUCUCAUCAACAUCUACAAGAUACUUUUACUCCAGGCUUGCAGGUUCCAUGCCUGUGUUAUCCAGCUUCCAUUCAACCGUCAAAUGACAAGCAAUCCUGGUUUCUUCCUAACGCUCAUCUCUCAGACUGCAAGAUGCUGCUAUGCUAUCCUGAGGGAAAUAAAUGCAGGGAUUACUGAAAAAGAAUUAUCUCGUAUACUCCCUAGACAGGCAGCAGAAUGGCUCUGCUACCAUGCCUUCCUUCUCAAACUGAAAAAUCACAGUGUCAUUUACAAAUUUCUGCUUUUACCCUUAUCACGCUGUAAGAGUCGCGUGAGCCAAUGUAUCCCAAAGAAUAUUGUGAAACUACUGCAGGCAGUGACAGAACCGGCUAUUUGUCAAGAUUUCAAAACUGUGCUGGACUAGCUGAUUGUGGUUUAUUUCAUAAUUUUCCCAGGAUUGAAAAUAAAAACUAUGUCUUUGGGUGACCUUUUCUCUGUAGCCUAUUUUGGUAGAGUGGACCAAAAGCAAGUUCACUCUGAAGUUUUAUGUGUUUGUUUCUCAGAUACCAUACAAGGACAUAAAAAGCAGACAGUUUUGUUAAUASCUUCUUGUUCGCACUUUUUAUCGGUGGGUUUUUUUGUAAAUUCACAGGCUGUUUGAAGUUAUUUACUUGGUUUUGUUCCAUGAUUCCCAUCUUCUGGAUGAAGGAAUCAUUAAACCAUGUUCUGUACAAAAUUGUUUACUUUCUUGUUUCACUGGUUUGUCUUGAAGGACUGUUUUUUGCUUCUCUGUGUUGCCAACUAUUUUGUAAUAA